CAAGCCCACCACCUACAACUCAUUCAUCAAUCAACACACCAACACAACCAAAACACCACAUUAGUAUAGUCCUUUUCUUGCAAUCCCACUCACAAAGAUCAGAUAAUCCAAAUUUUCUUGUCUGCUUAACCCUUCCUGUGAUAAUCACACUCCAUCAUAAUAAUCCUCAAUUCUUUAUUUCUUAAAGUUUCUUUAAGUUCAGUAUAGUGUUAAUUAGUAACUUAUUAGCUUGCUUACCAGAUAUAUAUAUAUAUAUAUAUACACACACACAUACACUUCUGCAAGUCUGCAAGUUUCUGUAUAAUAAGCAAGAUGGGAGUUGCAGGAACUCUGGAAUUCUUGUCUGAUUUACUUAGCAGUGCCAAGAGAAGCAAGAAGAAGAAGAAGCAGGUGAAUACAGUGGCCAUCAAGAUUAGAAUGGAUUGUGAAGGUUGUGUGCGUAAAGUCAAGAAAGUUCUCUCUGGAGUCAAAGGUGCAAAGUCAGUGGAUGUGGACUUGAAGCAGCAGAAGGCAACAGUGACAGGGUUUGUAGAUGCAAAGAAAGUGAUGAAGGCAGCAAAAUCAACAGGGAAGAAGUGUGAGCCAUGGCCCUAUGUGCCCUAUGCAAUGGUGGCCCAUCCAUAUGUGGCUGGGGUUUAUGACAAAAAGGCACCCCCUAAUUUUGUGAGGGCCACCAAUGAUCCAGCCAUUGCCAAUUUGAAUCCAAUGGAGGAACAGUUCACUCUUAUGUUCAGUGAUGAAAAUCCAAAUGCAUGUUCCAUCAUGUAGCCACCCACCCACCUCUCUAGGUCUCAAUUCAUAUAUGUAAAGCCAAAGUUUUAGGGAUUUUGUAUUGUAUUGUAGGGGGUUUGAAUUUGGAUUUUGAUCUAUUGUUUUAUAAGGUCAUAUAUAUGAAAAUAUAUAAUAUGUAUAAUAUUUAGUAAUGGUAGUGAAGCGUACGUUCUUUGCCUCGAAUAA
Messenger RNA from Ipomoea triloba (trilobed morning glory), 957 nucleotides. Its product is annotated as heavy metal-associated isoprenylated plant protein 24. The transcript has 2 exons. Gene Ontology annotation, molecular function: metal ion binding. Lineage: Eukaryota; Viridiplantae; Streptophyta; Magnoliopsida; Solanales; Convolvulaceae. Bases 313 to 768 code for a protein of 151 amino acids. The record is from RefSeq and is a predicted model, not a curated record.